Molecule: messenger RNA, 1731 nt
Organism: Schistocerca americana (American grasshopper)
Lineage: Eukaryota; Metazoa; Arthropoda; Insecta; Orthoptera; Acrididae
Exons: 3
Coding region: 1-1731 (576 amino acids)
Source: RefSeq, a predicted model, not a curated record
AUGGCGCGACACUCGAAACGUUGUUUAUCGCCGGGGAGCCGGUAUGGGACAGAAGUCUUGUGUGCCAGCCAAGUCGGUGGAGCCAGGCAGCCGGUGGCGGCGGCGGCGGCGGCGGCGGCGGCAGCGGCGGCGAGCGGCGCAGUGGAGGAUCGACCGACCGACAGGACGCGCUGCACGUUGGCUUCGUCGCGGGGUAACGGCGGUAGCGCCUCUGGCGCACCCGGGGGCGCUAGGGGCAGGUUCCGAGUGACGGCUGUUCCGGAGGAACCGGGAGACGCCACAGUGCAGUCACCGGCUGGGAAGGCGGUUGCUGCCGGCUUCGCCCUGCUCAAGGGGGCUUCAGCUGUCACCCGUCCGGCACCUGCCGCCGAUCUGACGGAAUACGGAGCACUCGGUAGUGCCGUCAUGUCAGCCACCGCUGCUGCCGCCGCUGUAAGCGUCGCCACCGCAUCGAAGUUCUCAGAGCAGGUUACCGGCGAGGUUUCAACGAAAAGUGAUUACAGGGGAGCCUGUCGCCCAGGUUGUACCCCGCAACGCGCUGGUUCAAGCGAAUAUUUUGAAGCCUGUCUGUGCGACGAUACGGCGCACCAGAAACGACAUUAUUUGACUGUGGAGGUGCUAGGAAUGUCGACUGCAGUUGCUGGACGUAUUCGAGGAAGCAUUCUCGAUACAGCGUCUGCUCAGGGUGAUGAUCAUGUACAGACAUGCACAAGCAGAAACAUGGAAACUGCUUCACCACCUCUUUCUGGAAUACAUCUCAAGACGGUCGCCAACAAGAUCGAUAGAGCCGUCAUCGGCAGUGGUGAAUAUUUCGGUGAUGCUAGAGGACAGGUUGCUAGUGGAAACACGGCAAGUGAUAUCGCGCUUUUGGGAAACACAGAACCUGCUCAAGUACGCUGCAGUGCUGGUGGGGAUGCGACGCCGGAAGUGCCCUCGACAGCGCCAAAUUGCUCAGAUAUCGUCCCUCUUCCGACGGCUACGUAUUUCGACAGUGACGAAAACUUCAACACGAUAAAUAGCGACAUUUCUUCUUUAGCGAGUGACAUCUGGAUUAUGGAGGACGAAUUGUGGAGUGGUCACGCAUCAGGGGAAGAUUCUCCGGCUCCGACGAGGGAUUGUACCGUUCCGGACUACCGCGCAGAGAGCGAGGGCGCCGACAUCGAGGUUCCCGCAGAGAGGAGCCAUCCCCGGUGGAGUGCGUCCGACGCGGGUUCGUGCGCGGUGAAGGACGGCAAGAGCCGCGGCUGGCAGAGACAGGCCAAAGACGCGGAGCCAGAUCGAUCCCGCGAGGACGGCGGCCCCGCCCGCAAGGUGUCGGGUGGGCACAGGGGCCGGCGCAGUGCCACCCCGGAGCUGGCGUUCGACCCCUGCAGCCUGCCCUCGGUGUCGGAGUUGGAGGAGGAGUGCGCCGCGCGGCCACCGCUGCCCACCAUCAGCGAAGACGGCGCGCCGGCUACUGGCGGCCAGCCGCGCCGCUCGGGCUGCCGCGACGAUGCCGACAGCCUGGCGUCCGAGCCCGAGUGCUCGCCGAGCGCCAGCCGCAGCCACACACCUGUUCGCAGAAACUGCAGCGACCCGCGCCGCGCGCUCAGCCGCGUCCUGCCCUUCUUCUCGGCCAGCCUCACCAGCAACGACGACGACUCCGAGGAGAGGGGGUUACCAGUGCCGCACCCGACGAUCCACGGGCCGAGUGCUUACAUCCCGCCGGACGAGGUAAGAGCACAGACAUAA